Coccinella septempunctata (seven-spotted ladybird) is the source of this 2704-nucleotide messenger RNA. RefSeq names its product failed axon connections (gene fax). Bases 385 to 1527 code for a protein of 380 amino acids. The transcript is spliced from 6 exons. NCBI's taxonomy places the organism in Eukaryota, Metazoa, Arthropoda, Insecta, Coleoptera, Coccinellidae. The record is from RefSeq and is a predicted model, not a curated record. Gene Ontology annotation, cellular component: cytoplasm.
AAGACAAUUCAAUUUGAUUUGUCAUUUUCCCCAAUCAGCCUUCACGAUGUGCAUGAUUCAUUAGAGAAUAGUGCCAGAGAGGACCCAUUCUAUACAACGAGAAACGACGGAAAUCCACGUCGCCACCACUGCACGAGGGGGAGAAGGAGCAGAGCCCCUGUCGCUUCCAGCCGAAGAGUGACGUCACUGACCGACCCGCCCGAGCCCGUCGUGUUGCUGCGUUCUCCACUUCUCGGCUCGAUUUGUUGAAUCAUCCAUAGUUCAUCCUCUCGUUGUGUUGUUGAUAGAAGUAGUUGUCGGUCUUACUGCUUCAUUACAGAAACUUGUGUUUCUCUUGUACUUUUUACUUAGUGCUCGUUAAGUGGUGCUCAAAUUUGAACGGAUAUGGCAACAGAAGUAGAAAACAACGCACCCGCUAUGGAAACCAAGGAAAUCAAAGAAGAGAUUGCCGCCGGUGACAAUAAAGCGGAAGAGGCAAAGCAAGAAAUUGGGGCUGGAGACGCUGCAACUCCAAAGGAGAAAGAACCCGCUCCCCCAAAAGUUGUAGUUCACAAAACGAAUUACGAAAAAGAUGUUGUAUAUUUGUACCAAUUCUCACGUACCCCGCUUUUGCCAUCUUUAUCACCUUAUUGUCUCAAAGUUGAAACCUGGUUGAGGCUUGCCGGUAUCAAAUAUGAGAAUGUGGACCACAAACUGAAGUACCGCUCCAAAAAAGGACAGUUGCCCUUCGUCGAACUCAACGGAGAAGAAAUCGCGGACAGCGUCAUAAUCAUAAAGGAAUUGGCAGCUCGUUUCAACCACGAUCUUGACAUCGCACUCACAGCAGAACAGCGUAAUGUGGCUCACGCAAUGAUCUCCAUGAUCGACAACCACCUCGCUUGGGUUGUUAUGUGGUGGCGCACCAAAUAUCCGGAUCAAGUUCUCAAAGGAUACAAAGUCAACCUCCAACACGCACUUGGAACGAGAAUACCAAAUGGAAUAUUGAACUUCUGCUUCAAAUUCGCAUUCGGCAGAAAGUGGUUCCAGGGUUCCAAGAAAGUUAAAGCUCAAGGCAUUGGGGUACAUUCCCCUGAAGAAAUAAAUACUUUCGGACAGAGCGAUCUGAAGGUAUUGUCUGACAUGCUUGCUGACAAACCAUUCUUCUUCGGCGAUGAACCAACUACCUUGGACGUUGUGGUGUUCGCCCACCUAGCCCAAAUAUAUUUCAUCGACAAGGAAGUAACAUACCCGCUCCGUGACUACAUGACAGAAUCUUGCGCCAACCUCGUCGGCUUGGUCAACAGAAUGAAGGACCGCUGCUUCCCCGACUGGGACGAGAUCUGCACAAACCUCGACCUGAAUUCACAUCUGCCAAAACCUGAGCCCGAACAGCAGAAGGACAACAAAGAAGCCGCCAAGGAUGAGAAAGAGGCGGAAGGCAAAGAAUUGGAACCCGAUGACAAGGAUAUCGAAAAAGAAAAGGCUGACGACAAAGAGAAGGCGAAAGAAAAGGAAGUAGAGGAAAACAAAGAAAAAGAAACCAAGUAAAAAGUUGUGUUAAAAAGGUGUGUGAGGCAACUGCAAUUUAUAUUAUUCAUCUCAAUCGAAUGAAUCCAAAAUUUUAGUUCUAUUUUUUCCCUCUUAAGUGCAAAUUUAGCUAGUGAGGUCAGUUUUCGACCGCCCUUUCUAAAGAAAUCUUCGAUCUCGGACAAAUUGUAAUUUAUCGACAAUUCAUUGAAAGUUUUUUUAUGCAGCUUUUCUUGACAUCACACACUAAGUAUUAAUUGAAAUGAAGCGGGGAUUCCUCCUUAUCGUAGUAUUUUCCAUUCUAUAUCUUACUGCUAUAAGUACAUUUUCAAAUAAAACGGAAAUGUGAUUUGAGUCUUUCAUCCAGAUCGAGGAGAACUGUGUUUCAUAAAUUCUACUAUUUGGAAAGGUUUCAUUUUGAUUGGUGCUUAGUGUAUCAGAGAAUACUCCAUGACAUGACAUUUAAUCAAUGCUAGUUAUAUUUGUUUGUAUAAAAUAAUUUUAGCCAUGUUUUCUAUUGUAAGCAAUUGUAUGUAUAAACACUUUCAAAAGCAAAUUGGGGUCCAGAUAUUACUUUAGUAUACCGUGUGAUGUGUGCAAUUUGGUCCCUUGCACAUUAGAUAGAAUGUCUUAUGCUUGCUUUCGAAAGUGCGUCCAUGUUAGUGCAGUCUCAGUGUACCAAAUUAUAUAAUCAGUUAUUAGUAGUGCAUUUAUAUUCAUUCCAUAUUUUAAACGUUCAACAUCAACAAAUUACAUAACUUAUCGGUAUAAUUGUAGAUUUUUGUAUUUUUUUAAAAAAUAAUUUUAGAAUUCACAUUUUGUAGGUAAUUUAAAACGAUAAAAUUCUAAUAAGAAAGACUGCAUAUAAAAGAGCAGAAUAAAGUUUAUUUCCUUCUAUGACUCCGGAUCCAUUCCAGGGUUGUAGAAAAGAAUUGGAAUCUCCUGUUCUAAUCUAUGCAUUUUUCCUAUUGGCCAUUCUUUACCGUUGUCACACAUUGUGUUUAACGCAACAAUUUCUGUGUAUUUUUUCUCUUUUUCAAUUCAAUAUAAUAAAACUGAAUGGAAUUAACUUUAUUCCUUAAUACAUGUAAUGAAGAACAUAAUGUUCGAACAUUAUAAUUUAAAAACUUUAAGUUUGAUUUACAACUGUGUUGUAUGCUAUAUAACAGUUAAAAUAAAUUGGUAUUUUAAGUUGAAA